AUGUUACUCUUAUGGGAAAAUAAAUACGAAAAAAUUGUCGACUUGCGAUCUGAAUCAUUUCUUAACGAACAUCUGAUCUUUGUUCAUCUGCUUUCCAAAUGUUCACUCACUCAAAUUUUGACCAACAUUCUUGAUGAGUUACUUUGGUUAAAAGAAAUUGUAAAUUAUGCAGAAAUACUGGAGACAAAUAUGACUCAAUGUAAACUAAUUCAAAUAGAAAAGGAUGCAACUACUUAA
Messenger RNA from Clunio marinus, 237 nucleotides. NCBI's taxonomy places the organism in Eukaryota, Metazoa, Arthropoda, Insecta, Diptera, Chironomidae. The record is from the annotation of a GenBank genome assembly.